AACUGGGAUAAGGGGAAGUGGGUAUCUGAACUUGACGGUUAUUUUAUUUAAUGCCCAAUAAUCGAUGCAGGGCCACAAGCCUCCAUACUUCUUGGCCACGAAAAAGAAGCUGGAAGCAGUAAGGGGAGUGGAAGGGCGAAUAUAACCUUGAUUGAGAGCCUCUUCAAUAUACUCCUCCAUGGCCUUUUGUUCUGGGAUGGAGAGUGGGUAUACUUUUCCAUGGGGCACUGGCUCCCCCGGAGCCAAAGUGGAGCCGACUGGUCGACGUGAUGGGCUCGGCAGCUGGAGGCGAAGCCAGGGGAUCCUCUUUACAAGGUGGAGCUGGAGACCAGAAGACAGAUCAGAUCCACACAGCAGAGAGAAGUCAGAGGAGGAGCCAAGGGCCUGAAGGGAAACAGCAGAGGCAGGGCCGAGGAACUGGCUGUUUUAAGGCCAGAACACACCAAGCCGACGCCGACGAACUAGUGGCGACAAAAGCAGACUGUGGGGUUGGCUCACGUCAGCAGCGUCUGUGCCCAAAGUUGGCCUGACACACCAAACCAACGAUAAACAGCCGACGGCCAAGUAGCACGUCAGUUCUGGGGCUCCAUUCCAUCCCCACAAACUCCAUGUGCACGCCCACUGUGACAGAUUGUGUUGUUGGUGGGUCAUGUACCGGGUCAGACUUUUCCUUAGGCUCAGGCUCCGGAGCAAUGGUAGGCUCAAUUCUUCUUGUCUGGCAUAAUCAUUGUGGCAGGCUCUGGCUCUUUGUCUGCAGUGGGCUCUGGCAUUCGCUCUGUGCAAGGUGUGGGAGGCAGCUGGCUGGGAUCUGGGUCUGGAAUGGGGCUGGUGAUGAAUGGGGUCCCAUAGUCCACCAGCACCCACUCCACAUAUGCAGCGAAAUCUCCUCGAGGACCAUUCACUGGCAGGCAUGCCUUAGUGGGUUAGGUACGCCAGAUCUAAAAAGUAUCUAGUGUGGUCCUCCAGUAAACGGUCCUUCUGUUCGAGGCAAAGUAGCUAAGUCCAUCUUUAUUCAGUUUAGGUCUGGUAUUCUGUCAACCUGUGGCUGUAGUAAUCCCACAACACAGGAGAAUCCAAACAAACACUUCUUUAUUAAUCCACAAAGUAACAUACAGGAGAUCGCAGGAGCAAACUAACGAACAACCACAUAAAGCAAAGACGAGACCGAACAGAGAACUGAAUGAACUGAAGGCUUAAAUACACAGACUGAGUAAUCACGGAAAACAGAAAAUGUGCGUAAAUUAAAAACUAUGGAAACUAAUAAGCACAGGAAACGCAGGCAAACCAGAACAGGGAAAACAGAACCAAAACACAAUGAAACAAAACAGACAUAGCUACAUGCUACAUGUUCCAGUAACACAAUUUCCAACGGUUUUACAGGAAGAAUUUUGAGUGUUUAAGCUUUUGAAUGAUGCCUAAUUUAUGAUGAUUACAAAAAUAUGUUGUGGGGAAAAAAGGCAAUAAAAAAGUGGGACUCUGACAGGUUAACAGAUUGUAUUCAUUGUUUUAUUGUUUUUAAGUAUCCAAAUAGAGGGAAAUCACAUGGGAAUAGGUUUCUGUUGUUGAAAGGUGAAAGAUGGAGUGACAGUAGUGAUGCAAUGCAGGAAGGGUGAGAGAUAUAAAUAUGUGCUUUCUGCACAUUCACUCUUGCACGGACAGGUAAGAUCUGUGUCAUGAAUGUCUAAAGACCAUGUCUGGAAAUGGACCUGAGACUAGGAUUGACCAUGGACCAGUUCUCUGCUUUGAGUCAUUCAACAACUCAUGUGUGAGAUUUGUCUACCCGUCCGAGAUUCAGAUUUUGUUCUAUUUGUUCUUCAGUGCCAUAUCACUCACCACAGUAUGUGGAAACCUGCUGGUCAUCAUUGCCAUCAUUCAUUUCAAGCAGCUGCACACGCCAACAAACUACCUCAUCCUGUCGCUGGCCGUGGCUGACCUGCUAAUCGGAGGCUUUGUGAUGCCUCCCAGUAUGCUGCGCUCUGUUGAGACUUGCUGGUACUUGGGUGACAUGUUCUGUAAAAUACACAGCAGUGUUGAUAUUAUGUUAUGCAUCACAUCUCUCUUGCACAUAUCUUUCAUCUCUAUUGAUCGCUAUUAUGCUGUAUGUCACCCGCUUCAGUACCGGAAUAAAAUUACACCGCCCAUUUCCCUCAUUAUGAUUUCCCUAAGCUGGGGUCUGGCAGCCUUUGUUGGAUUUGCUAUGGUGUUUCUACAAUUCAACAUUUUGGGUGCAGAGGAGUUUUAUUUUGAUAAUAUAGCUUGUAAGGGAGCCUGUAUUAUCUUUCAAACCCGUGCAGCCAGCACCAUUUCCUCAUUUUUAGCUUUUGGCCUACCUGCAAUAAUUGCUGUCAGCAUAUAUCUAAAAAUUCUCCUUGUUGCACGAAGACAAUCAAAAUCUAUACAGCAUUCAACACACGUGGGCAAGAAAACCAGCAUAUCUAUAAACAAAACUGAGGGGAAGGCCACAAAAACCCUGGCUAUCAUCAUGGGGGUAUUUUUUGUGAGCAUCUCACCCUUUUUCUUCUGUAAUCUAAUAGAUCCUUUUCUUGAUCACACAAUACCACCAGCCGUAUUUGAUGUUUUGGUGUGGAUUGGAUAUUUGAAUUCUCUGUGUAACCCCUUUGUGUAUGCAUUCUUUUAUAGAUGGUUUAGAAAAGCUCUAAGAAUUAUUCUUUUGGCCAAAAUAUUUCAAGUUAAUUCUUCACAACUUGACUUGAUGGGAAGACGUGAUUAGAAAUGACUAUUUUUUUAAAUGUAUAAAUGUAAAUAAACAUAGAAAUAUCAUGGAUAUGUUUUAUGUGUUCACACUAUGUAACAAGAAAUAAUUUCACCUCUGUACAGUAACCAUGAUUCCAAAUAACCAGAUCACUCUUGCAUUAUUUAUAACCUGAGCAGCCAAAUGUCUGGGAGUUUUUUUAAAAUAAAAAAAAUGUAAUGUGAGAUCAGCAUUUAGGUAUUGCAUUUUAUAUUAUCAUUUUUUUUCCUCACUGAGCCACUACAGCAAAACUGUGCAGGUUAAAUGUAGACUAUUUAAUGCUUUAUAACAUUACAUGACAAAUAUGAACUAAUGUCAAUAUGUAUCAUGUAUCAUUAUGCCAUCCAUUACAUGCAUACAUAAUGUUCAGUUUUGUAAGUAUAUGCAUAUGUAUAUGUUUGUAAGUGAAUAUUUCAAUGUCAAAUAAAUCACAUGUAUAUUCAAAAUAUUAAAAAAAAAAAAAAAAAAAAAUUAAGUUUAAUUUUUAAGUUUAAGUUUUCCAGUAUCAAAGACAAUGUUAAUUUCCAAGAAACACUGGAGAAAGUGGAGCCUCUUCUUGACUUGAAGGCACAAAAAAUACAAUUAAAUAAUAUAUAAUUCAUUGCUUUCAGAAAGCAUUCAGUAAACAUAUUGAAAUACUUCAUUUAAUAGCGCAAUGAAUUCAACUUGCAUAUUAAUAUUAACACACGCACACACACACACACACACACACGCACACACACACACACACAUA
Messenger RNA from Megalobrama amblycephala (Wuchang bream), 3485 nucleotides. Its product is annotated as trace amine-associated receptor 1-like. Gene Ontology annotation, cellular component: membrane. Gene Ontology annotation, biological process: G protein-coupled receptor signaling pathway. Gene Ontology annotation, molecular function: trace-amine receptor activity. The transcript is spliced from 2 exons. The coding region runs from base 1691 to 2731 and encodes 346 amino acids. NCBI's taxonomy places the organism in Eukaryota, Metazoa, Chordata, Actinopteri, Cypriniformes, Xenocyprididae. The record is from RefSeq and is a predicted model, not a curated record.